AUGAUGUUGUCGUCUCGAGUAGUGGCUGGAGUUUCAAAGCGAAGUGAUUUUCCGUUGGACUUGUCAACGACGGCGUUGUUGGUGAUUGAUGUGCAAGAGUAUCUUUCCUCGCCCAGCGACGACAAUGACGAGAAGGAGGAUUACUUGUUCCAGACGUCCUUGUUUUGUGCCAUUGCGAAUAUUGGAGCACUGGCGUCCAAGAUGCGCCAUUUUCGAGACAGUCCUACUAGUAGUGCUACUAGUACUACUACUACCAAAGGAGGCGAAGUGAUCUUUACCUUUCUACAAGCGUUGACGAACGACUGUCGCGACGUGUCGUUGGAUUACAAACUGUCAGGUCCCAAACUCGCCCACUUACCAGGUCCAAAGCAACCGGCAAAAUUCCUAUCGAAUCUGCAGCCACACGAAAAUGACAUUUUGAUCCCCAAGACGAGUUGUUCCGUCUUUUCGUCUACUCGACUCGCCUAUAUCCUUCGCAAUCUACAAGUCCAACAAUUGGUCGUGACGGGACAAUUGACCGAUCAAUGUGUCGAAUCGGCCGUGCGGGACGCCGCCGAUGCCGGAUUCUUUGUCACGGUCGUACAAGAUGCUUGUGCCGCACAGAGUCCUCAACAGCACGAGAAGGGAUUGGCCGGUAUGAAGGGAUUUGCCAGAAUUGUAUCCACGCAACAACUACUGCAAGAAAUGGACGAGUACAUACAACAACGACGAGGCAACAGUACGGAUUCUGAUGCUACUGGUCAGCACGAACAGGAGACUGUGGCGGUUGUACAAUCAUCUUCUCUCACCACAACAUCCAACAAUGACACUGUCAUUACACCCGUGGAUCAAUUUCAACUUCCUCCCCCAACAGCAGGUGCCACUGUGGCAUUGCUACGGGCUCUCAAGCGUGCCAAGGUACAAUUCCUGCGACUGGCGGUCGUCGAUGUCAGCAAUGCUGUAAGGUGCAAAGCAAAACCUCUAUCUUCACUUGCCAGCACCACUAAUCACGAUCAUGAUAGUAUCAACCCACAAGUCGCCAUUGCCAAGGUCUGUUUUGCCGGUAUGCCACGCUAUGCCGAUGUCCCCGUCGCAGCGUCCAACUUGACCGCCACGGGAAGUCUCAUGGUAAAACCCGAUUGGAAUACACUAAGGAUCUUGCCCUAUGCACCCGCCACGGCACUCUGUUUGGGAUUUGCAUACGAUACUCAACAGCAACAGCAACAACAACAACAACAACAACUCAGUCCCUAUUGUACCCGUGGAUUGCUGGCACGCCUCGUCCAAGCGGCGCGAGAACAACUGGGGCUGGUCUUUGAUAUCGGCGCCGAACUCGAAUUUCAACUGUAUCAUACCACUACAUUUACUCCCGUGGACGGAUCUCUGUUUGCCGAUUCCGUUACACUCAAUGAACAAGAACCGUUUCUGGUCGAUUUGUUGCAACAGUUACAAGAACAAGAUAUCCCCGUCGAGCUCGUGCAUGCCGAAAGUGCCAAUGGACAAUUGGAAGUCGUCUUGCAGCAUCAACCCGAUCCGCUGGCUCUCGCCGAUGCCGUCGUGUUGGCACGAGAAACCAUUCGGGCCGUGGCCAAAUACCGCCAUAUGAAAGCCGUCUUUUUACCAAAGACCAAUCCCAUGGCAGCCGGAAGUGGAUGUCAUUUGCAUUUCUCCUUUUUAGAAGCAGAGCAAGAACAACAAGGAACGACUACAACAACAUGUACCAAAAAUGGAUUUCCCUGCGACAGCAGCACCCAUGAGGAUUCCUACCUGAGUCCUCGUGCAGGCUCCUUCCUCGAGGGCAUCCUACGGCACAUGCCGGCUCUCUUGGCAUUGACCAUGCCCUCGGUCAAUUCCUUUCGACGCGUGGGGCCCGGAUGUUGGACCGGACACGAUGUGCGAUGGGACGUCGAAGACAAGGAAGCACCCAUUCGACUUUGUUUGGAAGGAGGACAACCACAAAAGGCGACGCAUGCCGAAUUCAAACUCGUCGACUCAACGUGUAACCUGUACAUGGCCAUGACGGGACUGUUGGCCGCCGGAAUGCAGGGCAUGCGGCAAGGACUCACGUUGCGUCCUCCCGGCAACGACAACCAAGAAACACUUCCCAAGACAUUGCCGGAAAGUCUCGACGCCUUGGAUGCCGACUCGUAUUUGAAGAGUGUGCUGGGGGAGGAACUCAGCACGGCCUACCUGGCCGUCAAGAGAGACGAAGCCAAGCACUAUGCGGACAAGACCAUUUUGGAGGAUCUUGCAGAAGCAUUGGGAAAGGCCUAG
Seminavis robusta is the source of this 2253-nucleotide messenger RNA. The record is from the annotation of a GenBank genome assembly. NCBI's taxonomy places the organism in Eukaryota, Bacillariophyta, Bacillariophyceae, Naviculales, Naviculaceae.